AAGGUUUGAAGUUAGCUGCACUUGGUGUUGGAAUGAAAUGACCUGAUUGGCUGUCCACCAGAUGGCGCAGUGUACUCGUGAUGUUGUUACAUACUAUAGGGGCGUGUAAGUGCUUGUGAAAAAAUUAGUGUUUUGUGAUGUUUCAAGCGCUAAAGGAACAUAAAAUUUGUAUGAGAGCUGCGAUGUGAACGGGACAGAUAUACACGUCUAAUAGAGUGCCUUAUUUUUAUAUAUACACCCACAAAGUGCCUAACUAAGUUAUAUAUUUAUAUUAACACAUCACUUAAGGAAAACGAACGAAAAACUCAACGAAACGAACUUUAUCUGACGGCGAACGUGUCGAGCGAAUCUGAAGCGGAGGCGAGGUCGUGACGCAGCCUUCGCGACCGCCUGGAGCAAGCACUCCAAGACAACUGGCGGCGGCUGACCCAGCACCGCUCUGAGUCGUUCAGAGGCCGUCAACGACACAGCUCCUUCAGCCAGGAGGGGCCUCACCGGCGUAGGGCCAGCGCCCACUCCCUCGACCUCGAGAGGCCUGACAACAUCGUUACUAUACACAGGGCACAUUCCCUAAGCAAAAUGGCAACUUUAUCACUUAAAAUCUCAUUGGAGGGCGGCAAAGUGGUGAAAACUAUACAGUUCGAUCCAUCCACAACAGUAUACGAUGCGUGUCGCAUCAUCAGAGAGAAGAUAUUGGAGGCGAGUGCCAGUGAUCCGAAAGAAUACGGUCUGUUCUUGGCAUCAGAAGAAGACAACAAGAAGGGCAUUUGGCUAGAGGCGUCGCGCAGUCUUGACUACUACAUGCUCCGCAAUGGAGACCUGCUAGAAUAUAAUAAGAAGACACGAAACUUGCGUGUUAGGAUGUUAGACGGAACUGUAAAAACAUUACUGGUGGAUGACAGUCAGAUUGUAGCAAAUCUCAUGGUGGUGAUAUGCACGAAGAUUGGUAUCACUAACUACGACGAAUAUGGACUGGUACGCGAAGAACAAAAGGAAGAGAUGGACCCAUGCGAGAAACCAAACUACGGAACAUUGACAUUGAAACGUAAACAUCAGGAGAAAGAGCGCGAUGCUAAGAUGGAGCAGCUGAGGAAGAAACUUAGGACUGAUGAUGAAGUGAACUGGGUGGAACCAUCAAAGACGUUACGUGAGCAAGGCGUGGAGGCGACGGAGACGCUUCUGUUGCGCCGCAAGCUGUUCUACUCGGACCGCAACGUGGACUCCCGCGACCCCGUGCAGCUCAACCUGCUGUACGUGCAGGCGCGCGACGCCAUACUCGCCGGCACACAUCCCAUCACGCAGGACAAAGCGUGCGAGUUUGCCGGCAUACAGUGUCAGAUACAAUUCGGCGAUCACAAAGAGGACAAACAUACUCCAGGCUUUUUAGAUCUGAAAGAAUUCCUGCCGGCGUCCUAUGUGAAAGUGAAGGGCAUUGAGAAGAAGAUAUUCAAGGAGCAUCGCAAACAUGCUGGUCUGAGCGAGCUGGACGCUAAAGUGCUGUACACCAAGAGUGCUAGAGAUCUGAAGACGUAUGGUGUCGCCUUCUUCUUGGUUAAGGAGAAAAUGAAAGGCAAGAACAAACUAGUGCCUCGUCUGCUGGGUGUGACUAAAGAUUCCGUGCUGCGUUUGGACGAAAAGACGAAGGAGAUUUUACAGACGUGGCCGCUGACCACAGUGCGGCGCUGGUGUGCCAGUCCCAAUACUUUUACAUUGGAUUUUGGUGACUACAGCGAUCAGUACUACUCGGUGCAGACUACGGAAGCAGAACAAAUCCUGCAGGUGAUAGCUGGCUACAUCGACAUUAUUGUUCGCAAACAACGUGCUAAAGACCACCUCGGCAUUGAAGGAGACGAAGGAUCAGCUAUGCUGGAAGACUCUGUCUCACCAUCCAAGGCCAACAUCAUUCAACAUGACACAUUCAAAUCGGGCAAAGUGAAUAUGGAGUCAGUCGCCAAGCCGGCGGUACUCAGACCUGGUGCAGAAGGUGCUAAGCCGUUCGCGGUGGGUCACCUCACCGGCGCGCAGCAGACCACAGUCUCCGGUCAGAUCAUCACAGGCCACACACCGCCUACUGCGUCGCAGGUUCAACAAACGCGCGUAACAUCGAUACUGACAGAGCCGCAGCGCGCGUUAUUGUCCACCAUCACUGGUGGUCGAGAGAUCAUACGACAGACUGAGGAAGGUCUCAGCAGGGCUUCUCUACCAGCUCUGGGACAUGACGCGGCAUCUGUUAAAUGGAAGCAGGUGACGAUGGACACCAGCAAGCAAGUUGUGACGUCACAGAUCGCAGCCAUGAAUGCUGCUACAGCGCAAGUCGUCACUCUUACAUCGGGUCCCACUGAGGAGGUAGACCACACCGCUGUGGGCGCUGCCAUUACAACAAUCACCACUAAUUUGCCAGAAAUGACUAAAGGUGUACAAACCAUUGCCGCUCUUAUGGAUGAUACUGAUGACGGAGACAAACUUCUUGAUGCGACUAGAAAGUUGUGUAGCGCUUUUAGCGAUCUGUUGAAGGCUGCUGAACCUGAAACGAAGGAGCCUCGUCAGAACCUUCUUAAUGCUGCAUCACGCGUCGGUGAAGCGUCUACUUCAGUCCUUCACACCAUCGGUGAGGAAACCGAAGAGGACAAGGAGACGCAGGAUAUUUUGCUGUCGCUGGCUAAAGCCGUGGCUAAUACAACUGCCGCGUUGGUACUGAAAGCGAAGAAUGUUGCGGCGCAGUGCAAGGAUGAUCAGACGCUGCAGAAUAAUAUUAUAGCGGCCGCAACGCAUUGCGCUCUAGCUACCAGUCAGCUUGUCGCCUGUGCUAAGGUCGUAGCACCAACUUUGCACAACCCUGCAUGUCGGGAACAACUGACGAGUGCAGCGCGUCAAGUGGGCGCGGCAGUGGAGCGGCUGGUGGAUGCCAGCAGACAGGCACCGGAAGCCGCCGGGCCCGGCGUGGAGCAACUCGCCGCCGCUGCACAGAGGGUCUCUGAAGAGCUGGAGAGAUUGCUAGCGCAUUGUCAUUUAGAGCGCCGCAGCGUGCAGCCGACAGUGAUGGAGCGCAGUGUGGAAAGCGUGGUAUCUGCCAGCGAGAGGGUGACGGACGCUCACGACGCGCCUGAGAUGGUGCGCCGCGCGCGCCUUCUUGGUCAGGCAACUGCCAGGCUCAUCGCAGAUAUCAAGACGGAGGCUGAGACGCAGUCGUCGGAUUCGCAGCGCAAGUUACUUGCAGCUGCUAAGCUGCUAGCAGACGCCACUGCACGCAUGGUCGAAGCUGCCAGACUUUGUGCCUCUUCACCACAGGACCGUGACAAACAAGAGGCUUUGCGACGGGCGGCUGAAGAGGUUCGCUACAUCACCGUCGACUACGCACAGGGACAGGACAUCGUCGGUACACAAAUCGCACGGCUACAAGAAAGCGCGAGACAAGCAGCAUCCAGCGCCACUCAACUUAUCACAUCUGCUCAUAACGCUACUCAGCACAAUACCAAUAAAUAUUCACAGGAAUCGUUACUACAAGAGUGCCGCGUGCUGAACGAGCAUAUUCCGCGAGUGGUUGACGCCGCCAAGGCAUCAUCCGCGCGUCCUGGUGAGGCCGCAGCGCAGCUUGACUUGAUAUCCGCCUCUGAGACAUUCCUACAGCCGAGUGGACACGUGAUCCAGGCGGCGCGUAGUGUGCUGCCGACUGUAGCCGACGCACCCACUGCUAAACAGCUCGCUGACACCACGCACCAGUUCACCACCAGCUGCGCUGACCUCAGAUCUGCUGUGAACCGUGCCCGCAUAUCGUGCAAGGGUCUAGAGUUGGAUGCUGCGGCAGAGAUCAUCCGCAGCCUGCAGGCCGAGCUUGAUGAGAUGGAGGAGGCUGCGCGCGCCUUCGACUUGAAACCCAUGCCCGGACAGACGAGUGAAUGGGCAUCAUCGCGUCUACAAGGCGCGUCCCGUGCGGCUGGUGCUGCGACCGCUGCCCUGGCGGGUGCGGUGCGUGUACGUGAAGCGGGCGGAUGCGGACGUGCCGCUGCAGAGUUAGCAGCCGCUUUGCGAGACUACACGCCCCCGCUGCGAGCUGCCGCGGCUGCAGCACAUCGCGCACCACACAAACAACUACGUGUUAUUUCAUCGGGCCGUCAAGUACUACACUCCUCGUUAACUCUGGUGGAGACUGUGAAGCAAUACAUGAACACUUCGGAAGAUGUCGACACCGCCUCCAUCGUCGCUAUAGCUAAAGACAUUUCACAGAAUUUGGAACAAACAAUGGAAGCGGUACCCUCGCAUGCGGAACUCGAUAUGGCAAUGGAAAACAUCAAUGAAACUCUUAAUAUCUUGAACAUGGGAGAAUUCCCGCCUUCUGACAAAACAUACAGCGAACUGCAAUCGGAGUUGAACGCUGCUGCGGUGGGUCUGAGCACAGCAUCAUCAGACGUGGUGCAGGCGGUAGAGCAGCCGGACGCGCUCGCCGAUAGCGGCCGGCACUUUGGACAGGCUUUCAACCGACUACUCGGCGUCUCCAUGGAGAUGGCCGGACAGACUGAAGAUCGUGAGUCUCAAGCGACGAUGGUUAGCUCGAUGAAGACCGUGACCGUGAACUCAUCGAAACUGCUCGGCACCGCCAAAUCUGUUAGUCAGGACUUGACGAGACCGAACGCUAAGAACCAACUCGCCGCAGCAGCAAGGGCAGUGACAGAAAGCAUCAAUCGCCUUGUGGACGUGUGCACAGAGGCUGCUCCGGGGCAGAAGGAGUGUGCGGCGGCCAUCCGUAGCAUCGACAGCACGCGACCGCUGCUCGCUGCGCCCACACAGCCGCUCAAUGAGCUCGGCUACUUCGCCUGUCUCGAUUGCGUCGUCGACCAGAGCAAAGGACUCAGUGAAGGCAUGUCAGGAAUGGCGGGCGCUGUGAAGCGCGGCGAGACUGAGCAGUUCGCGCGCUCCGUGGCCGCAGUCGCCGCAUCCGUGCAGGGCCUAGUCGAGUGUACCGCCCAAGCAGCAUAUCUCGUGGCGGUGUCCGAUGAGACCAGCGUGGCGGGCAGACCUGGUCUGGUGGACCAGGCGCAGUUUGCGCGCGCUGCACUCGCUAUAGACCAGGCCUGCAAGACAUUGUGCGACAAGGAUAGCAAUCAACAACAGGUGUUAUCCGCGGCAACAGUGAUAGCAAAGCAUACAAGUGCGUUGUGCAACGCGUGCCGCGUGGCAUCCGGUCGAUCAGCGGAGCCGCAGAGCAAGCGACACUUCGUGCAGGCCGCCAAAGACGUCGCCAACUCAACAGCAGCGCUCGUUAAAGAGAUCAAAGCGCUGGAUGCUGAUUACAGCGAGGCGAAUCGCGCUCGUUGCGCGUCAGCAACAGGUCCGCUGCUGGACGCGGUGCGUAGUCUAUGCCAGUUUGCGGACAGCCCCGAGUUCGCGGCGGUUCCGGCUCGCAUCUCACCACAGGCACGCGCUAGCCAGGAGGCCAUACUUAUUUGCGGAAGGAACAUAAUAUCAGGAUCGUGCUCAAUGCUGGAGGCUGCGCGUGCGCUGGCACUGUCGCCGCAGGAGCGCGCUCAGUGGCAGGCGCUCGCUGCACACAGCAAGACAGUCUCCGAUAGCAUCAAGGCUCUCGUCACUAACAUACGUGAGAAGGCGCCAGGACAGCGGGAAUGCGCCGCAGCACUGGAGACUCUCAACAAGCAGCUCCGCGAACUGGAUCAAGUGGCCAUACAGGCUGUGGGACAGGAGCUGCAGCCGCGACAGGCUAACACAUUGCAAGGUUACUCUGAGCAGAUAGAAAAUGCAGCGGCAGAGAUGCUGGAGCGACUGGAGCCUUUGCGCCUGGCCGCCCGCAGUGAGGCUGAGAACCUUGGUCACGCCGUCGUGCAACUUGUGUCGUACGCGGAGCCAUUGGUUAGUGCGGCGGCGGGCGCAGCCUCCAACACGACGGAGUCUCGUGCGCAGGCCGCGCUGCUGCAACACGCGCGCACCGUGCUAGAGACACUCGCGCUGCUCGUGCACUCUGCCAAGCUCGCUGCUGGCAACCCCAGAGCUGUGAGCGCGGCGGGCGAGGUGGAGGCGCAGUGUUCGCUGGCGCGCGCGGCGCUCGGCGAGCUCAGCACACAUGUUCGCGAACUCAGCUCGCAGCGAGGUGCUGUCGGUCCACUGCUUGACUCACUGGCACGCGCUGUAGCACGCCUUACUGAACACAGGAUGUCGUUAAUCGGAUCAUACGAUGAAACGGAUUCCUUCGUGGAUUAUCAGACCAGGAUGGUGGGAGCCGCUAAAGAAAUAGCACGAUUAGCCACUGAUAUGACGGCGAAAUCGGCGACUGAACCGAGCCGUCUCGUGGAAGUCGGCAACGAGAUGUGCGGCAAGUACGAGCAGCUGGCCGGUGACAGUGUGGGCGCCUCCGCCACCACACCCAACGCCGAUGUCGCCAACAGGAUCCGUAUGUCAGCGGUGGAGCUGGGCGAGGCGGUGUCGGAGCUGGUGAAGGCGGGCGGCCACUGCCGGCUCUCCGCCAUCCCGCAGAACCAGCGCGCAGUCGCUGAUGCCGCACGACGCGUCAAUGAAAAGGUGGUAGGCGUGCUGAGCGCGCUGCAGGCUGGCUCCCGAGGUACACAGGCCUGCAUCGACGCAGCAGCAACCAUUGCCACCAUCAUCGGCGAUCUUGACACCACCAUACUCUUCGCCAGUGCCGGUACUUUACAUUCGGACAAGGAGGGUGAUACAUUCUCCAAUCACCGCGAGAAUAUACUGAAGACAGCGAAGACGUUGGUGGAGGAUACCAAGACGCUGGUGGGAGGAGCUGCUGGAACCCAGGAGCAGCUCGCCACCGCCGCACAGAGCGCAGUCGGCACUAUAGUACAACUGUGCGAGGUGGUGAAGCAAGGCGCGAUGUCUCUGGGUGCGGGAAGCGCUGAGCCUCAGGUGAUGGUGCUGCACGCCGCGCGUGACGCUGCUGCUGCACUGCGCGACCUCGCCGCCGCCACUGCUGCAGCCAGCGGCAAGCCUGUCGCACAUCCUGAUAUGCAGCGCCUCAAGCACGCCGCUAAGCGGCUGAGCGACCCAACGAAGCGCUGGAGUCUACCCAUCAAACCUAAUACAAUGCCGCGACAGAACAAGCGCCGCUCCAUUACACUCGGCCUCAGAACUGACUACAACUCUUGCGACUCUGAAACAGAUAUCUUCCAGUCAGACCAAGAAGAAGAACUCGUCAAACUCCUAGACUAUUCUAGCCAAGAUGAUGAUGUCUCACCUUCUAUAUUCCACGAUAAUUGUGAAGAGGCAAUAGCGUACAUUGAAAGUCUUAUGAGAAAAACUCCAGAAAGAAAUGUUAAAGAUGAUGACUUGAAUGUAAGAUAUAAUUUAACAUCACGUAAUAGUAUUUUCGAUAUGGAUUGGAGGGUCUUAAAGUAUGGUGAAAAUAUAUUUUUAGGGGAACUUAAAAAGUUAGUAGAUAUCGUCGUACAGAUAUCUGAUAAAGAUGAACUUAAAAGAAAGCAAGAUACAUUGAAACGUAUCAAAGCCACCACAGAUUUGGAUAAAGAAAUGAAAAGGUUAUCUCAAGUUAUAGAAGAUCUGGACUCUGAGGUUAUAAUUCCACCAGAAACAAUCAAAAAAGAAGAAAUAACAAGUACAAUUAAAACAAAACAGACUAUCAUCUCAUCAAAGGAUACAGCAUCAGAGAUGCCAACACCAACACUUAAAAACACAAUAUUCAAAGUCAAAAAAGUAAAGCCUAUAAACUUACGGCAAACGCCAAGUCCAGAUUUUAAAAUAUUAGAAAGUGCCCCCGUUCCACCAGUUAUUUCUAAACCAUCAAGUCCCGAUCAGAAACAGAAAGAUGAACCAAACGAAAUAACUGUCCGACCUGAAUCCAGAACAAAAGAGGUUAAAUUAGAAUUUUGGAAAUUAUUUAAAGAUGAUACUGAAUGGUGGAAGGCUUUAGCUAAAAGAAAUCUAGAAAAAAUGGAAGAGACCAGACGUGAGUUAGACCGCUUCAGUGGUCAUGAACUAGUUCUCGGUGAAAUUAAUACUGAAAUCGAUAAAUAUGAAAAGGAAAAAGAAACUUUGCAAACAUUCAUCGAAGAUGUUGAUAACUCUAAAGCAGUUAAUAAAGAAUUAGAAUAUAAUAAAAAAUAUGAAGACAUUGUCUUGAAACUAAUUGAAUUUGCCAAAAAAGAUUUCAUCUAUAAAGGUUUUGAUCCUCUCAUUGAAAAAUUAAAAGCUCUUUCCAAUGUUCAAAUUGAAAGUAGAAAGAAAAAAGUUGUCCAUAUACAAGAUAUUAUAAAUAUUUACAGCCAGAUUGAUGUAUCAAAGUAUAGCUACGAAGAGUUGUGUUUGCUUGAAAAGUAUUAUAAAGAGGUUAUAAGGAAGUACAAGAUCGAAGCUGGUAUGAAAGAAAAUGUAGUGCCUCAAAUAAUAUUAACACCGGAUUCAAAUAGGAACGACAGAAAAUCGGCAUCGCCUUCCUUCCAUAGAAAUGUAAUUGUCAAUGUCCAUUCAAGUCAAAAUCUUACUAAAAACGUUAACAAUUAUAGUAACACGUCAUUGAAUAAUGGAGGUUCUAUAAAGAGAUCGCAUAUAAAGAAUCAAGAUUCUGUAAGCAAUUUAGAUAUAUUUGAUAUGACCCGUACAUAUCCUAUGGAAUAUUACGCAAAUAACUGGUGGUCUAUAUACGAAGACAUCCUAAAGAACCGCGAACAUCAAUUCGGAACUAUAGACAAUUGGUGGAAGUUUUACGAAACAAUGAUAAACAAAAAAGAUACCACUGAAGAAGACUUGAGUAGAAUACGUGCUAUAAUGGAGUAUAGGAGCAAUGCUAGAAAGUCUAGACCUAACAGUCGUAUGGAGGAGCAACUGAGAAUGUUGGACGAGAUAACUAACAGCAGGUUCCGUGAGAGCGAAGACGUGAAGACGAGCGACAAUGACUCGGUGAUGGUGACUAACGUGACGUCACUGCUGAAGACUGUCAAGGCGGUGGAGGACGAGCACACCCGCGGCACCAGAGCCCUGGAGUCCACUAUUGAAGCCAUCUCACAGGAAAUCGAGGUGUUGAUGUCGCCGACGCCCGCCAAAAGCACUGCCACUCCAGAGGAGCUGGUGCGGUGCACGCGGCUGAUGACGGCAGCCACGGCGCGCGCGGUGGCGGCAGGCAGUGCAGCAGGCGCAGGCAGCCAGGACCAGCUUACCGCUGCUGCCAACCUUGGCCGCAAGACCGUCGUCGACAUGAUGGUCGCUGCCAAGGGAGCUGCACAAGCAGCAGAAACAGAGGAACUGCGUACACGUACGCUGGAAGCGACGCGUGCAGCGGGCGAGGCGUUCCGUGCUCUACUGCAGGCCGUGCUGGCGGCUCCUGGUGGCGCCGCGCGCUCCGCACUGCCCGACCUCUCGCGCAGUGUGGCCCGCGCCGUUGCUGACAUGCUCGCCGCCGCUGAACUACUCAAAGGGUCAGAAUGGGUGGACCCCGAGGACCCAACGGUGAUUGCGGAGGCGGAGCUGCUUGGUGCGGCCGCCUCCAUCGAUGCCGCUGCUCGCAAGCUUGAUGCACUGCGCCCGCGCAAGCCACCCAAGCUACAGGAGGCUGAUGAAACGUUGAAUUUCGACGAGAUGAUCUUAGAAGCGGCCAAGUCCAUCAUCACCGCGACCUCCGCUCUAGUGCGCGCCGCCUCUGCCGCCCAGCGAGAACUUAUUGACCAGGGCAAGGUGGCGCGGCGGCCAGAGUCAUCGUCAGACGACGGGCAGUGGUCCGAGGGUCUUGUGUCAGCGGCGCGGCUGGUGGCGGCGGCGGCGCACGCGCUGGUCGAGGCAGCUAACGCGCUCGUGCAGGGCGCCGCCUCCGAGGAGCGGCUCAUCUCCAGCGCGAGGCAGGUCGCCUCCUCCACCGCGCAGCUGCUUGUCGCCUGCAAGGUGAAGGCUGACCCGUCGUCAGAGUCGACGCGUCGUCUGCAGGCUGCCGGUGCGGAGGUGAUCCGUUCCACCGACAACUUGGUGCGCGCCGCGCGUGAGGCCAUACACUGUGACGACGAGCGCAGUCUCGUGCUCAACCGACGCAUGGUCGGCGGCAUCGCGCAGGAGAUCGACGCCAGAUCGGAAGUGCUCCGUAUUGAGAAGGAGUUGGAGGAGGCGCGCGGCCGACUGACGGCCAUCCGCCAGGCCAAGUACAAGCUGCGCGCCGGAGACACCUCCGGAGACGACACCGACACAGACCUGCAGAUGGGAUACGCCAGUGACGCCUCCACACACCACAGAUUCAAAACACCAAACAGCAGUUUCGCGAACACAACGUACAGCCCGAACAGUACAUACUCCGCGCAGAACACGACCAAUAUAAGUCAGAACACCACCAACAUCUCGCACCACGUGACCAGUCUCAACCAAUCGGUGCACGGCGCCACAAGCCCCGCCCACAACGCGCAGAACCACGCCCACAGUCCCGCCCCCAACCCCGCCUCCAAGCCUGACACUAAUGGCUACCAGAGGGAGGACAAGUACACAACGCAGAGCCCAACCUUCUCCAGCUUCAGACCUCCACAGGACGACACGCCCAAGAACUACGAAGGAUUUACAACACGAGAAAAUACGAGCAAUGAUAGAACGAUGAAACACGAGACGAGCGUGACGGAGGAGACGGUGGUCGUGAAGUCGUUGCAACUGCCGGAAGUGCGCACCGCCUAUCUGGUCUCUGACGACGGCCCCGACGGCUCCAACGCCGAGCGCGUCUUCUACAAGAGGGAGCGGCCGCCGCCCCCGCCGCCGAGGCGCAUUUCCCUCCUAAAUUACGAGACCCGACUCUACGACACACCACGACCCGUUAACGAGUACGUUAAAACUGAGGAGCAACGCCAAUACGAGUCCAAUCAGUCCAGCCAGUAUCAGUUCACUAAGCAGGAGCAACGGUUCGGGUAUGAUUCGCAAAAACUACCAUCCCCUCUCAGUCCCAAGUUCAACGCCAGGGACUUAAAGUUCGAAGAACCUAUCUACUCAUCCCUCAAGAAGCCGACCACUCCUAAAUCGCCAUUUGACGGCGUCGGACAGACCUUCUCUGAACACCAGAAAUCCACUGAAAACAUCCCGGGCGGCGUCAAGCAUUCCGAGUACUCAGUUAAAAGCGAAUCAUAUCAAAGCUAUCCGAAGACGGAGUUCAUCUCGUCCGAAACCAGGCAGGAAGUUAAAUCUCCCUUCACCACCUCCACGCCCACCAAGUACGAGAGCAACCAGUUCUCUGAAUUCUCCAAGAAUUCCAUGGACUUAGUGAAAGCUCCGACGCCAACGUUCGAAAGAAUAUCUUCGCCGUAUGGCAAGGAGGUGCACAGCUACGGUGGCCCCAACUACCAUGAGGAGACCACCACUGAGGUUAAGGAGAUACCGAACGGCACCCAGAAGAUUACCACAACCAAAAUCUAUAGUUCGUCCCCAGUCAAUAUGACUAGUACCAGCACAAAAUACGAACCGAUCAAACUGGAAGGUAUCGACGAGCUGUCGAAGUCGUUCGACAACGAUUCUAGAUACAGCACGUUGGAUUCACGUUUCAACACGUUGGACUCGAAGCUGAGUUCUGACACGAGCCGGUCGUUCAUGCGACCCUCGGAGUUUCAGUCCUCGGACUAUCAGACGACCACUAGCGUAUCGAAGGUGAAGAAACCUUCCGAGCUGGUGAAGGAAAUCGAUAGCUUGGACAAGAAGUUCUCCAAGCAAACUAUCACAUCGGAAACAAUAGAGCGCAAGUCAGUUAUGACAAGUUCGCAUAAAUCCGAAACCAGCUCUACAGUUACAAAGAAAUUUGGCAACUUCUAAACUUGGCAUCUAUUUUGUCGUGUGUGUCGUUAACAGUUCUCUAACGCUUUAAGUGUAUUUAUUUAUGUAAAGAAAUGCAUUUUAUAUAAAAUUCAAUAGUUGUUAUAAAGAUAUAAACUGUAUAUUUAAUAAUAUAUUAAUUUCCUUGUGAUUAUGGUGUUAUAAAGAGCUACAAAUACUAUAGAAAUAUAGUCAAAAAAUAUAGUUGAAAAGUAAGUCUUUUUAAACUAAAAUAUUUAUGUUACAUUUUCACAUUCUUUUAUAAUUGGAUAUUGGAUCCAAAAAUGAAUUUUUUAUACAUUUAUUUUAACAUCAAAUCACAAGGACUUAGUUGUAAGAAAUAAUCAGAGGUGCUAUAAUAUUUUAUUUAUAGAACGUCGCAAUGCAGUAGUGCCUGUAUCUUAUGGUACGUAUAUACCAUAUGGUACGAUUAACCUAUUUUUUUUUUAUUUUAUAUUUUUAAAGAUAUAUUGUAGUUGAUCUUUUUAUGAUGUUUAAAUCUGGGAACAUACGACUAUACCAUUUUAUAUAAAUUUUUCCUUUUAUUGUAAUCGUUGUCAUCGUUUUUAUACAAUUAAAAAAAGAAAUUGUGUCCACGGUAUGUUAUUGAACUGGUGUUGGUAAUAAAUGUCCAUUGUAUCAAGGAAAUUUAAAAAAAGUAUGUUCCCGGCUUUAUAAUUCACAAAGUGCUAACCCCAUUGUGGGACCUUAUUAUUGAUGCCUUUUAUAGUUAUUGAAGUCUAAUAUAGUAUUUUGGCAGUUUUAUACAAAUUAAAUAGCAGCUAAAAAGUUUUUACAACUUUGAAAUUAGAAGGAAAAUUCAAAUGCCAACUAAAGGUUUGAAUCCGAUACAAUACUGUUUUCUUAGGAAAACAGGACACAUAGUACAUAGUGAUUCAAACCUAUUUUAUAUUUGGUUAUAUUAAAAUAAUCAUUGUGCCUUUAAAAAAUCAUUUAUUAAAAAUGUACAAAUGAAUGUUUUUUUUACAUAUAAAUGAAAUCAAUAUUACAAUAAACUCGACCUCAAGACAUGAUGAAAUAUGUGCCAUAGACAAGUACGUAUAAGUUAUGUAAAAUAUAUUUUUGUUAUAAAGUCUAUUUUAGUAAUAGUAAUUGUUCGGUGCAAUUUUUUUUAUAAUAAAAUAACACUGUCUUAUUAGUUAAUAUUUAAUUCUUCGCUAAAUUAAAUGGUGCCUAAAUUAUUAGAUCUACGUUUUUUACUUUUGCAUGUGUUUUUCUAUUUGCAAUCUCUCAAUGUUUGAUUUUUAUUGUAGAAAUGGUAGUUUUGCACAUAACUGGCAACUAUAUUUUUUUUUCAUUUUUUGGUAUGACGUAUUUAGUAGUGUUUUUGUUCUUAUCGUCUCGAGUUAGAUAUGGUUUUUAUACAUUAACAUUUACUAUAUUAACAUUGAAGCAUGUUAUUAAUAUUAUAACAAAUUGAAUUAAUAAUUAUUUAA
Papilio xuthus (Asian swallowtail) is the source of this 13208-nucleotide messenger RNA. It is a transcript of the gene rhea, whose product is annotated as Talin_middle and talin-RS domain-containing protein rhea. The record is from RefSeq and is a predicted model, not a curated record. Gene Ontology annotation, cellular component: cytoplasm; cytoskeleton; focal adhesion. Bases 580 to 11751 code for a protein of 3723 amino acids. Gene Ontology annotation, molecular function: structural constituent of cytoskeleton; integrin binding; actin filament binding. Gene Ontology annotation, biological process: cell-cell adhesion; actin cytoskeleton organization. Lineage: Eukaryota; Metazoa; Arthropoda; Insecta; Lepidoptera; Papilionidae. The transcript is spliced from 64 exons.